This is a messenger RNA of Verticillium alfalfae VaMs.102, 1618 nucleotides long. Its product is annotated as FAD binding domain-containing protein. NCBI's taxonomy places the organism in Eukaryota, Fungi, Ascomycota, Sordariomycetes, Glomerellales, Plectosphaerellaceae. Gene Ontology annotation, molecular function: FAD binding; oxidoreductase activity. The transcript has a single exon. The record is from RefSeq and is a predicted model, not a curated record. Bases 1 to 1437 code for a protein of 478 amino acids.
AUGGCGCCUUUGUUCGCCAAUCAGAGCUGCGAUCCCUUUCAGCCGCGAGAUGCUCCAUGUGAGCUGGGAAAUUAUGUGGUGUACACCGUUGAUGCUUCAGGGCCGGAAGAUAUCAUCGCUGCGCUGCGAUUUGCUGAAGAAAAGAACGUUAGGUUCGUAAUCAGGAACACCGGACACGACUACCACGGCCGGUCAACCGGAGCUGGUGCUUUAUCUGUUUGGAUACAUCACCUUAAAGACAUGGAGAUUAUCGAUUGGCACGAUGGUCAGUACGUCGGCAAGGCCUUGAAGCUAGGCGCUGGGGUCCAGGGGUUUGAGGCCAUUGAAGUCGCCCGUCGCGAGGGUCUCACGGUUGUGACCGGAGAAUGUCCCACGGUUGGUCUCGCGGGCGCAUACACCCAGGGCGGAGGACACUCUGCCUUGAGCUCGAUCUUUGGUCUAGCGGCGGACAAUGCGCUGUCUUUCGACGUGGUAACACCCUCGGGAGAAUUGGUAACCGCUUCGAGCUCCGAAAACCAAGACCUGUACUGGGCACUGAGUGGUGGUGGCGGCGGCGUUUUUGGCGUCGUGGUAUCCAUGGUUGUCCGAGUUCACCCUGACGCCAAGGUCAGCGGCGCUCGUUUUGCAGUGGCUAUUCCGUCGAAUCAAUCGGAGCUUCUGUACGAUGUCGUAGACGCCUUCCAUGCUGCACUGCCCGACAUUGUCGACGCGGGUGUCAUGGUCAUUUACUUCUUCGGCCCAGGUUUCUUCCAGGUUGCAGCCCUCACUGCGUACGACAAGAAAAGGGAGGAGACCGAGCAAAUUCUGGCGCCGUUCAGCACUUCUCUCGCUGGGCUCGGUAUCGAGCUCGAAGUGGCGUACACUGAGUUCAGCAGCUACGCCGACCAUUACAACCACUACUGGGGCCCGCUACCCUCGGGCAACAUUCAAGUAGGGACAGACCUCUUCGGCGGUCGACUGCUGCCUCGAAAAGUUCUGCCAGACUUCGCGCCUACGACCAGAAAGCUCGUAGAGCUCGGUGUUGUCUUCAUUGGCGUUGGUCUGAACGUUUCGCCGUUCGGGAAGAACAACAUCAACGCCGUCUUGCCCCAGUGGCGGGACUCCAUCGUGCAGGUCUCCUUGACUCUCCCUUGGGAUUUCGGGGCUCCCUUCGAAGAGAUGGUUGCACUUCAGGAUCGCAUCACGAACGAGGUGCAGCCUGUCAUUGAGGCUGCCACACCCGGAGCCGGGGCCUACAUGAAUGAGGCGGACUUUCAGCAGCCUGACUGGCAAGAAACGUUCUUCGGAGAGAAUUACCCGGAACUGCUUCGAAUAAAGAAUAAAAUUGAUCCCGAGGGACUUUUGUACGCCGUCGCGGGCGUUGGCAGUGAGUCCUGGAAGGUAGAUAACCACGGUCGCAUGUGUAGAUCUUUCUCCUGUGAGCGGCGUCGGGCUUGAGAUUGGGAUCUCAGUUUGGACAAUCAGAAAUUGGAAGCCACUGGCCUCACUAACUAUUGACACACGUUUGCACCAUGGUUUGAUGGUAUUGGCAAGGCUGUCAUAUCAUGUGCGGCCAGAGCUAUCUCAUCAAGGGGUGGUCCUCGAAUAUCAUCUUCUUAGGUCCCUCUUUCCUCUUCAU